AUGAAAUUAUCAAGAAUCUGGUGUAAUUGUGUUCAGAAUGUAAACAAGUUUGCCCAACGAACCCAUAACUGUGGACAGUUGAGGCUACAGAACGAUGGUGAGUUAACCAUCAAUAUAAGUUAGCGUUACGUAACUUCAAAUAUACUGUAAACUGUUACCUAAAAUCACUGUUUAGGAGAGCGAGUCAAGUUAAAGGGCUGGGUAUCGUAUAAACGGUUCAAUAAGUUCAUGGUCUUGAAAGAUUCCUAUGGCGCUACACAGGUAGUGGUACCAGAACAUUUGGAAUCUGAGCUAAAGCACAUUCGACCAGAAUUUGUUGUAGAAGUGGAAGGUGUUGUGGUAGACAGAGGUGAUCAGAAGAAUCAGAAAAUGGCUACAGGAGAGAUUGAAGUAGUGGCAGAUAAGCUUGAGGUCUUGAACACGGCACUAGCUGAACUUCCACUCCACACAAAGAUGGAUUCACAGGAGAAGACGAAACAGAUGAGCCGAUACAUGAAUCUGAGGUCGGAGAAGCUACAGAGCAAUCUACGGUCGGUAUACCUUUGAAUUUUGAAUGGCAGCUAUUGUAGUACAGUUAUGAUAUAUAUCUAUACUGCCCUGAUUUGUCCUUCUCUCUAAAUAAGGACAUUUUAAGAAUUAAGAUUUUAGGUUACGAUCUCAAAUCAUCCACAACAUGCGCUCCUACCUCAUCGACCAAUGUGGCUUUGUUGAUGUAGAAACCCCGGUGUUGAGUCAAUGGACUCCAGGUGGUGCUCAUGAGUUUAUAGUACCCUCAGGUCAGUUUCCUGGCCAAUUCUACUCUCUCCCCCAGAGUCCCCAAGUCUUCAAACAACUUCUGAUGGUCGGCGGAAUCGACCGGUACUUCCAAGUGGCCAAAUGUUUCCGUGAUGAAGGCUCCAUGCUCGACCGACAACCAGAAUUCACUCAACUCGAUCUAGAAAUGUCAUUUGCGACACAGGACGAUGUUAUUGGCCUUGUGGAAGGAGUAUUACGUUCAUCGUGGCCAUCAACGUUACCAUCCUCAAUAUCUUCAUCAACAUGUUCCUAUCUAUCGUUACCAUUCAGAAGAAUGACGUACGAUGAAGUCAUGAGUUCGUACGGUUCAGACAAACCUGAUCUGAGGAUACCCUGGAAGUUUGUGGAUUGUACUGAAGAGAUGAGUGUCACGAACUUGAAGACGACUGAUGAUUGGAAUUGUAACGCUUUUAUUGCCAAAGGGGCUGUGGAGUAUGACAAGAGGUUCAAGAGAACGGAAUGGAAGCGAUUGAUUCAGACGAAGCAUUCUAACGCACGGUGGAGGGCAGUGAAUUUGCAUAAAGAAAAUCCUUUCAAAAACUUUAAUGCCGAGAGCUUUAAAAGUAAAUAUGAGGUCAACGAAGAUGACAUUGUUGUGUUCAGGUGAGCCAUCACUUUUUUAUCUUGUUUAAGCCGAUUACUGAUCUAGAUUUCUAUUUGAAAGUAACUGUUCCUGGUUAGUAUAUUUAUGUAUAGUUAAUAAAUUAAGAAGAUGAAACAAAUUAAUGACAUUAUUUAAGUUGGGGUGACCUGGAAACAAGUCGCCAAGCCCUGGGAAUGUUACGAAACUUUGUUGGAGAAGUCUGUGGCCUCAGGUCGAGUGGCUUCGAGUUCCUAUGGGUGGUCGACUUCCCAUUGUUUCGUAUGGAAGAUGGUUCUUUUCACAGUUCUCAUCAUCCAUUCACAGCACCGACACCUGCAGAUCUGCAAAAGUUAAAGGAUGAAGAAGAUCUUCUCGAUAUCAAAGCGUUACAUUAUGAUCUGGUUAUGAAUGGAGCUGAAUUGGGAGGGGGAUCUGUGCGGAUACAUAAUUCAGAAUUACAAAAACAUGUCAUCAACUUGUUACAGUUGCCAGAGGCGCCUUUGGUAAGCUUUUUUAGGAGAUUCUACGAUUUUUUUGACCAAAAUAAAGUUAAAAUUGUCAUAAAUGUACAGUAAUUUCAAAUUACCGUAAUUUUUUUUAGAAAAACCUCAAAAUUAAAAAAUUUCAGGAAGGCCUUCUAAAAGCUCUAUCAUUAGGAGCUCCACCUCACGCUGGCUUCGCUUUGGGAAUCGACCGCUACAUGGCGCUACUGGCUGCCAACGGAGGCUCUUCCGCUUCUAUAAAAGAUGUCAUCGCUUUUCCCAAAACGAAGGAAGGACGAUGUCUGACUACAGGAGCACCAAGUGAGCCACCCAGCUACGUACUCGAUAGGUACUUUGUUCAAGUAGUCAAACAAGAAGAAAAGAAUGAGAAGGAAGUCACAAAACAGAAGAAACGAGAAAAUUCAGAAGCCGUACAAGAAAGCUCGCAAUGA
Messenger RNA from Bursaphelenchus okinawaensis, 2312 nucleotides. NCBI's taxonomy places the organism in Eukaryota, Metazoa, Nematoda, Chromadorea, Rhabditida, Aphelenchoididae. The record is from the annotation of a GenBank genome assembly.